Messenger RNA from Cladocopium goreaui, 1566 nucleotides. The record is from the annotation of a GenBank genome assembly. NCBI's taxonomy places the organism in Eukaryota, Dinophyceae, Suessiales, Symbiodiniaceae.
AUGUUGGACCAAGUCCUCAUUGAGUUUGAUCUUGGGGAGGCUGCAGCCGUGUUGUUGACGAACAACAUCUCAGGCCGAGCCUUUCUUGAGGUGUUAAGUGGAAAAGAAGAUCUUGAAGCGCUUGGAAUUACAGACCAACUCACACUGCGGCGUCUCAUGAAUUUGCAGGAUGAGUGGAAAAGCGGCAAUGGCAAGGUGUUGCUAAACGCCCACGAAUUUGGGAGCAGCUUGAUGGAAGCAAUCGACGAAGUGAUUGACGGCAUUCGUAAGUUGGAGAACAAGUACUGCAAGCGAUCAUCAGUGCAGCUGCGUGAAGAGGGUGAGGCUCUCCGGGAGUGUUUGGAGGCAUCCGGGGCGCUGGCGCCAGUGCGCUUCUUGGCUAGCUUGCACCGGCGUCGCUUCGCGGAGGUCAUCAAACGACACCCAGGGCCAUGGCCUGGCAGCCUUGAUGCGGUGGUGCAGAUCCGGGAGCUAGCCUUGGCCACGGCUGCUGGUGCAGGGGCUGCAAGUGUAGCACCUCUGGCAGCUGCCUCCCGUGCGCUGCGUGGUGGUGUGGGUAGCAUGCUCUCAGAGUUUCCAGCCCUCUUCCCUUCGCAGGUGUACGCCAUUGGCGGGGCCGAUUCUAGCGCUGAGACUCUAAGCUCUGUGGAGAAAUUCGACUCCAAGAGCUGCGUCUGGGAGACGGUGUCCCCCAUGGCUGAAUCCAGGGAGAGCUGUGCUGCAGUGGCAGCCAACAGCAUGAUCUAUGUGUUGGGCGGUGUCAAUGGAGAGGCUCAAUGCCUCAGCAGCGUGGAAUGCUUCUCGCCCCAGACAGGGAUGUGGGAGCAAAUCCCUCCAAUGCGAUAUGCCCGAGCUGCAGCGGCGGCGGCCGCAUGCGCUGGGCAGGUCUAUGUCAUUGGUGGACGGGAUGGUUUUCAAUGCCUUGAUAGCGUGGAACGUUUCGACCCGGUCAGCCGCCGCUGGCGUUUACAAGCGUCCCUUCGCAGCGCCAGGCUGGGCGCUGCAGCAUGUGUCUUAGGAGGUAGCGUCUAUGUGGUCGGCGGCAAGGGUGGUGGUCGAGUCCUUGACUCUGUAGAGCAGCUGGAGCACGACAACAGUUUCUGGGAUGCUCUGCCGAGUUUGCACGCCCGGCGCUACCGCUGUGCAGCUGCAGCAGCCCACGGUCGCAUCUAUGUGGCUGGUGGCUGCGACGGCUCUUGGCAGACAGGACUGCGGAGUGUGGAACGCUUCGAUCCGGAGACGAGAGCUUGGAGCAUCCUGGCACCGCUGCAGGUACCACGUUGGGGCGCAGCUGCCGUCCAAGCGGGUGGCUCGGUGUGCGUCUUCGGUGGCCGCGGCGCCGCCACCACGGCGCUCAGCUCGGUGGAGCGCUUCGACCCAGCGACGGGGACCUGGGAGCCGCUGCCACCUUUGAAGGUCCCCAGGAAGUUCUGUGGUGCUGCCACGUGCAGAGACUGAGAGCGGUGGCGAAAAUAUCAGGGGUCAGGCGCUUGGACAAAGUUGCCAGCGCCACAGCGUUUGCCAAUGUGAACCAAGAUGGUAGGCGAGGAUGCUGGACUAUUUGAA